AUGCCCACCUUACCUGAUGGUACACUACUUGCCACAUCAGUACACCUGCGAUUAGCUUCAGUUGUCGAUGAUCCCGACUGGUGUCAGGCGGAUUUGGAGCUCACAUGUCCCAAUCAGAGCUGUCAGCAGAAAUCGCUUAUCAGCAUGAUUGGCAAUAGGUACGAUGGCAGAACGGGUGAUUCGAUGAUCCGUAAUACCCCUGGAGCGAUCCUCACUUGUCCCGAUUCCAACUGUACCAUGCAAAGUUUGAUUGAUAUCUCCGAAUCAGCCACUAGGAUAAGCAAAGACUCUGCUCGGGCGUUCUAUAAUGUUCACCGAGGAUAUACUGGUCCAAAGAUCCUACCUGAUAUAGUCUUCUUCGGUCAUACCAGAACGAAUAACAAGUAUACGAACACUAACAGUAUGGAAACGAUCAAGCCAUAUUUCAGAAUCACUCAGUACGCUUUAUCACAGAGUAAGGCCGUGUCACCUCAGUAUGGACAAUACAACACGUUGCAGCCUGACGGCGAACCUGCUGAAAUCGACGUUGUCCCGACGUUUCUGGGUUAUGGAGAUACAUUGUCUGACGAUCGUUAUGAUGGUGUGUAUACUUAUAAAGUCGCAAAGGCAGGAGGAGAACAAUCCUCUUCCACAUUGCUGGAUAAAGAAACGUAUGGUCUACCCACGAAGUUCACUUAUAACUGA
Messenger RNA from Kwoniella mangroviensis CBS 8507, 684 nucleotides. RefSeq lists its product as uncharacterized. Bases 1 to 684 code for a protein of 227 amino acids. NCBI's taxonomy places the organism in Eukaryota, Fungi, Basidiomycota, Tremellomycetes, Tremellales, Cryptococcaceae. The transcript has 3 exons. The record is from RefSeq and is a predicted model, not a curated record.